AUGGAUACACCCGGCUUCGACCCGAACACCGAAGAGAACACGUUCCGGGAAAUCGUCCGUGGGGUAAAAUCCAUCCGGCCUUUCGCCCGCAUCACCGGCCUCCUAUACCUCACCUGCAUCCCCCAAGAACGGUUCGAUGGUUUUGACCGCAAGUUAAUCCAGUUCAUCCGCGUCCUGAGUGGGCCGCAGUACAUCCCCCGUGUCACGUUUAUCACAACGUUCUGGACCGCGACCACCGGACAGGCGGCAGCUUAUAGCCAGCGCCUUGCCGAUCUUUGCCGCAGGUGGGAGGAUGGCGUUGGUGUACGGCGGUUGCAGACGUAUCAGCAUGGAUGGGAGUAUGAUGGCGCUGGUGAGUAUAAAGGCGUAAUUAUCGAUUGGUUUGUCAACCGGGAGCAGAUUGCGCGACAUGCGGGGGAGAUGGUGGCGAGGAAUUAUGGCAGUCCGACAGUCGUCGCUUCGAGGAUCGAGGAGGAACUAGAUGCUAAUAUGCCCAUUCAUAAAACGGAAGCCGGGAGGUUGCUUGGGCUGUCUGCUCCGUCGCGAUUCUCCACAAGCGCUCAUGCAGCGGGAAAACGGGAUCACGAUGACCUCCCUCAGACGGGAACCUCUAUCCCGGAACCCCCUCUGGCCGGACAAACAUCUAGCACUCCAAAUCAACAGCCAACAUCCACCCCGCCGCAUGGCAUUUCGCUUGGCCAAGUGGUUCUCGAGGGACUCAGCUGGUUUUUCCGCAACGUUAAUCCUGGCAGUGGGGCUGGAGGUGCCGGACCAAAACCGACCAUGGUUAGCGGCGAUCCAUUCAGAGGGGGUGGAGAUCCCCUGUCUCAUGUCGACUUGAUGAAAUCCAGAGGCCUCGACUGGAGCAGAGAGGGAAGGUUGGCAUAUGCUCAGCAGCAUGGAAUUGGAGGCGUGCCUUUUUCUGCGUCCUGGGGUGAUGCCAUGUUGAAACAUCUUCAAAGGAACAGGUGA
Aspergillus calidoustus is the source of this 972-nucleotide messenger RNA. The record is from the annotation of a GenBank genome assembly. NCBI's taxonomy places the organism in Eukaryota, Fungi, Ascomycota, Eurotiomycetes, Eurotiales, Aspergillaceae.